UAUACUAUCCUGUUUUGGUUAGCGAAAAUUCCAAGUCUGUAUGCAAAGGUAGAAGGAGAGGAAUUAAAAAAGAAAGAAGAAGAAGGAAAAGAGGGAAUGGCGAGAGUACGAGACAGAGAGCGAAAGUGACGGUGUGAUUAGCAAGUAAAGACAUGGAUGGUGUUAGGAACUGAUAAAGCUACCACUCUGGCUUAGUUAGCUAAGUUUGGUUUUGGUUUUGGAUGAGAAGAAAAGUGGAGGAAUCGACACGAGUGAGUGAGAACAAGACAGUGCACUUGUCAUCAGUCAACAUACACGCAUGCAUUCAUUCAGCUGCCACCGUUCUCGUUGUGUUUCCGUGUUCCUUGGUGCUUAUAUUUUAUCAAAUUGCACAAGCAUAAUAUCUCCUUUUGCACAAAAUAUAGUAAGUGUUCUGGCGGUCUGGUUUUACACAUUAAUGAAGUUAUGAGGACUGAAUAAAAGAUUCAAUUUUCUAUGACGUCGAUCAAAUCAUUGAGAUGGCUGAUGAGAAAAAAGAGUGGAUUGUCUGAUGGGGGUAAAUCAAGUUUCAAGAUGAAACAGCUGCCUUUUCUGGCAGUUUUGUGCACAAUAAUGUUAUUCAUUGUGUAUAGAACUACAAAGUAUCAGUAUCACCAAGAAGAGAUUGACAAAAAAUGGAGUUUCUGGGGACAACCAAAGGUGUAUCCUUCAACUUCUGGGAAGUUGAAAGGCUUGCCACGAGGUAUAAUACAUGAUAAUUCUGAUUUGGAGUUAAGACCAUUAUGGUCGAGAAGUAAUUCAAGAUCAAAGGCUGUUUACUCUAACUCUAACUUACUGGCAGUUCCAGUUGGUAUUAAACAAAAGCAGAAUGUUGAUGCUAUGGUGCAAAAGUUUCUUCGAGAAAACUUCACAAUUAUUUUAUUCCAUUAUGAUGGCAAUGUGGAUGGAUGGUGGAAUCUUGACUGGAGUAGCAAGGCCAUACAUAUUGUUGCUCGGAAUCAAACAAAGUGGUGGUUUGCAAAAAGGUUUCUACAUCCAGAUAUUGUCUCUAUUUAUGAUUAUAUCUUUCUCUGGGACGAGGAUCUAGGUGUGGAGCAUUUUUCACCUUCAAGAUAUGUUGAAAUUAUAAAGAGAGAAGGUUUGGAGAUAUCUCAACCAGCUCUUGACCCAAAUUCAACGGAGAUACAUCAUAAAAUUACAAUUAGAGCUAGAACCAAGAAAUUUCAUAGAAGAGUCUAUGAACGCAGAGGCAGUACAAGGUGUUCAGAUUUAAGUGAGGGACCACCAUGCACUGGGUUUGUGGAAGGUAUGGCUCCGGUUUUCUCUCGAUCUGCCUGGUACUGUACUUGGCAUCUUAUACAGAAUGACCUUGUCCAUGGAUGGGGAGUGGAUAUGAAGCUAGGAUAUUGUGCACAGGGAGAUCGAACUAAAAAGGUGGGAGUUGUUGACAGCGAAUAUGUUUUUCACCAGGGAAUACAAACUCUGGGGGGGAGUGGUCACAGAAUGACAAAGGUUUCAAAGCCACAAAGAACAACUAUGCAGAAACAAGGUGGAGUAGGAAUUGAUGUGCGAACUGAGAUAAGAAGGCAAUCAACAUGGGAAUUUGAAAUCUUCAAAGAGCGGUGGAAUGAAGCCAUUGCUGCAGACAAAAACUGGGUUGAUCCCUUUAAGAGUGACCAAAGACGCAUAAGAAAACGGCGUGACACCCAACGCCUUCCUAAGAACAAUAUUUAACUUUGUUGCAUAUCUUAAAGUUUCAUUCACAGGGCAUUACCUUUAUUUAUAGGCAUAUUUUAGUUUGUGUAGAUGAGUAAAUUCAUUCAAUUUUGAGAAAAGAAAAGAGAUAUUUUUCUUUGUAUUCU
Glycine soja is the source of this 1841-nucleotide messenger RNA. RefSeq lists its product as uncharacterized. The coding region runs from base 475 to 1713 and encodes 412 amino acids. The transcript is spliced from 19 exons. NCBI's taxonomy places the organism in Eukaryota, Viridiplantae, Streptophyta, Magnoliopsida, Fabales, Fabaceae. The record is from RefSeq and is a predicted model, not a curated record.